Molecule: messenger RNA, 470 nt
Organism: Dicrocoelium dendriticum
Lineage: Eukaryota; Metazoa; Platyhelminthes; Trematoda; Plagiorchiida; Dicrocoeliidae
Source: the annotation of a GenBank genome assembly
AUGAUGCGGCCUAUUGCUAUGUACCUUGCGACUGUCCGGACCUUUCAUGCUUGCACAGUCAUGAAUUCCGGCGGUCUCUUCAGAGCGAAUUUGCCCGUAAACAACAACGAAUGGGGACCUCUAACGGAUUUGCCCGAUUUUACCUUGUUGGAUAGGCCCAGUCCUCGUUUCACCAGCGAGGGUCAACGUAGACGUGCCAUCCGGAAUUAUGAGGCUACGACUUCAAUAAUGCGCCUUACUGCGGAACUCUCCCGGACCAAGGCGAAAUCAGAGAAUGAUAAGGUGCAACAAGAAAUGUUGACAAGGAAAGCCGAGCAAUCUUGUUUACGGUCGAAAGGGACCUUUGCGCAGUCUUUCGAACAUAUAAAAAGUGAUCUUUGUGGACGCGAACAGAGCACCUAGUGUCGUCUAUUUUAUCUUUAUUACCCUCACAUAUUCUUAGUGUAUAUUAAUACCGGUAAAUUGAGUCA